This is a messenger RNA of Dipodomys spectabilis (banner-tailed kangaroo rat), 2993 nucleotides long. RefSeq names its product glycosyltransferase like domain containing 1 (gene Qtman). Gene Ontology annotation, molecular function: glycosyltransferase activity. Lineage: Eukaryota; Metazoa; Chordata; Mammalia; Rodentia; Heteromyidae. Bases 597 to 1970 code for a protein of 457 amino acids. The record is from RefSeq and is a predicted model, not a curated record. The transcript has 14 exons.
UCUUGGUGAUGUCUUCAACACUGACUGUAGUGCUUGGCACAUAGCAGGUGACACUGAUGAUAAAAAUCCGUUCAAGAAUUUAGAUGUGACAUCUGCAGCAGGUUCAGAUCUCUCAGCUAUAAGACAGACUGGAUACUUCAUAAGGAUUGUCACCUAUUGUGCAUAGAGAGUCAAAAUUCAUUACUGAAAUUGCCUGGGUUUGCUGCCUGCUGGGUCCAGUGAUGCACCUAGUAUACAAAGAAGUUGAAAGAGAAGUCUUGCAUAUUCUUUGGAGGACUGGCAGAGUAUAACAUCAUUGUGGAUCAAGCCUUACCGAGGCUUUACAAGGACGUUAUGACUAAAACAAAAUGGAAAAAAAUGGUACCUUUACAUUAGACCAGAUUUGAGUAUAUGUAAAGAGACAUCAGUCUAUCUGGAUUAUCAGGUCAUGCUUCAAUAAGACUACGGGAAAGAACACAUUUUCUUUUGGCACAAAAGUUCAGUAGAAAGAAGAAGUGAUUGAGUCCUACAAAGCUAGGAAGUUGUCCAAGGUCAUGUGGUUGGAAAUGCAAUAGAAUUCAGAUUCAAGCUUGUAUUUUUCUGGUUUGAACAGGCCAAUGAGUAUUCUCAUCAUCGAGGCAUUCUGUGGGGGCUCCCAUAAACAGCUGGUAGAUCUGCUCCAAGAAGAAUUGGAAGACUGUGCCGUUUAUACCCUCCCUGCAAAGAAAUGGCAUUGGAGAGCACGGACAGCAGCUUUAUACUUCUCUCAGAAUGUUCCUAUCAGUGAGCAUUACAGGAUUCUGUUUGCAAGCUCAGUGCUUAACCUGACUGAAUUGACUGCCCUUCGGCCUGACCUUGGGAAAUUAAAAAAGAUCCUGUACUUCCAUGAAAAUCAAUUAGUAUAUCCUGUAAAGAAAUGUCAAGAGAGGGAUUUUCAGUAUGGCUACAACCAAAUUCUUUCAUGCCUAGUGGCUGAUUUGGUGGUAUUCAACUCAGUUUUUAAUAUGGAGUCAUUUCUCACUUCUAUUGGAAAAUUUAUGAAGCUGAUUCCAGAUCAUAGACCCAAGGAUCUGGAAAACAUCAUCAGACCCAAGUGCCAAGUUAUUUACUUUCCCAUCAGGUUUCCUGAUGUGAGCAGAUUCAUGCCCAAGCACAAAAUAGCCCAUUUACAGAAGAUGCUCAGCCUUAACGGAAAUGGCGGUGCUACUCUAUCCAUGGCCCAUCCUUCCCAACCAAAACGGAGAGAUUCUGAAAAUUUAUUGGAGAAUUUUAAUUUAGAGUGUGAUGUACACUCUGGCCUCAAUACUGCACAAGAAAACCUGGACAGCUCAUCAAUGCAGGAAUCAGACUUUAAAAAAUCUAACUCGACAGAUAAUUCAAGCUCUCUUCCUGUGGAAAAGAAAGAGAAUCUGACUCAUAAUCCUUGUGACAUUUUGGGUGGAGCCGAUGAUCAGCCACAACCAUUGCACAUUGUCUGGCCUCACAGGUGGGAGCAUGACAAAGAUCCAGAGACAUUUUUUAAGGUAUUAAUGCACCUAAAGGAUUUAGAACUUCCUUUUCACAUCUCUGUCCUCGGAGAAACUUUUACAGAUGUCCCAGAUAUAUUUUCAGAGGCCAAAAAGGCAUUGGGAUCUUCGGUCUUACACUGGGGCUACUUACCCUGCAAAGAUGACUAUUUCCAAGUCCUGUGCACGGCUGAUGUUGUCAUCUCAACAGCUAAGCAUGAAUUCUUUGGAGUGGCAAUGUUGGAAGCUGUGUACUGUGGUUGUUAUCCACUUUGUCCCAAAGAUUUGGUUUAUCCCGAAAUAUUUCCAGCUGAAUAUCUGUAUUCUACACCUGAACAGCUUUCAAAAAGACUCCAGAAUUUCUGCAAGAGACCAGAUAUUGUAAGGAAACAUCUCUAUAAGGGUGAAAUAGCUCCGUUUUCUUGGGCAGCCCUACAUGGUAAAUUCAGGUCUCUGCUUACAAGAGAACCUAAGGAAGAUUUGUGACAGAUGGGGCUAAGUCACAAACUUGCAGCCUAAGGCAGAAUCUGAAGAACUUUCCAGAGUGUGCCCAUAUUUACCUGAUCAGAGAGAAAAGAAAAUCUGCAGAGGAAGCUGAGCCUGGCUGCUUGUCAUAGCUGACACAGAGCCAUCUGCCACAAACCUGUGGCGGCUUCAGAUCUCCAAUCCCUGCCACCACCCCAACUCAAAUUAAAUACAGAUUCCUAGAGACGUUAUGAUGGUUACACAUGUCCUCGGCAUCACAUGUAGGAGACUGUUCAAAAAAAAUAUGUGGCCUGUUGUAUAACCGCACUCAUGUAUCCCAUAUGUGGUGCCACAUUGAAUUUCCGGUUGAAUCCGUUUUUAUCCUUUGUACUGGAUGACAUGGUGCCUGAAUUCUUUCUUUUUGCCGACACGAUGGCAGCCAAACUGCAGCUUCAAACGCUCACACUUGGCUGGGUUUCUACCUGGGUUGCCAGGUUAUCAUCGGAGUCUUCCUGUGUCCUCAAAGGGCCACAGGGUCUGAAUGCAGGCUCCGAAUGUGCCCCAACUAAUUGGGCAGCCACCUCAAAAAUGUGGACAAAGGGCUGCUUUAGCAUUUUUCCUCUAGCAAAUUAAUGACUCUUUGGCACAGAAAUUUUUAAGUGAAGGUAUUAAUAAGAAGUCUGGCAGGUAUUCCCAUGAUUCACAGAGUUACAUUUGCAUUCAAUUAAUCUUAAAGAAAGUUGCAAGAUAAACAGCUGUAAUUCCAACAAACAUGGCAGAUACAGUCAGUGGAGCCCUCUCACCCAUAAAAUGAACACUGAGAUACUUGUUUUAAUUUUUUCCAGGAGUCAAAAUAGAGAAAUCAAAAUACUUCUAACAAAACUAGCAGUUUUGAUUAAAAUAUUGUUCAAAAAUAUCUGCAUCCAGCUACAAAUAUAAUAUUUGAAAGAUACAUCACUCAUGAUUCUGAUAGUCUGAUUCUGUAUUUGUUGAUAUAAAAAUGUUUUAAAUGGUUAGAUUGUGAAAUAAAUUUUUAAUAAAGUG